This is a messenger RNA of Kockovaella imperatae, 2486 nucleotides long. RefSeq lists its product as hypothetical. The coding region runs from base 110 to 2371 and encodes 753 amino acids. Gene Ontology annotation, biological process: mismatch repair. The record is from RefSeq and is a predicted model, not a curated record. The transcript has 12 exons. Gene Ontology annotation, molecular function: ATP hydrolysis activity; ATP-dependent DNA damage sensor activity; ATP binding. Lineage: Eukaryota; Fungi; Basidiomycota; Tremellomycetes; Tremellales; Cuniculitremaceae. Gene Ontology annotation, cellular component: MutLalpha complex.
CUCCUGAUAAAGUCGCGCGCUGCUUCACGUUGAUCAUGUUGACGACCUCGUCCACAUGACUUGGACCUCUCGGCACAUGUUGUAGGCACAUGUUGACAGCUGAGAGGCCAUGGAGGUAGAUCAGAGAAGAGAUGAUGUUGAAGAGGUGUCCGCGGUCGCGGUGGAGUCCGAAGAGUAUGAGCCGAAAGGUCCGAAACCUAUCAAGAAGCUCUCCAUCGAUGUGAUCAACUCGAUCGCAGCGGCAGAAAUCAUACACCGACCUUCCAACGCUAUCAAAGAGCUCAUCGAGAACUCGCUUGACGCCGGGUCGACCUCAAUCAAAAUCAGCAUCAAAGAAGGUGGACUCAAAUUGAUCCAGAUUACCGACAACGGACACGGUAUCAACAAGUCAGACCUGCCACUACUAUGUACACGAUAUGCAACCUCCAAACUUGCCAAGUUCUCUGACCUGCAGAGUUUGACAACCUAUGGAUUUCGAGGGGAGGCCCUGGCGAGUAUAAGCUAUUGCAGUCAUGUCGAAGUCAUCACAAAGACGAAAGAGGAUGGGUGCGGAUGGAAAGCCUUAUACGCCGAUGGCGAGUUGGUCGCUUCCAAAACUGAAUCAUCGCCGGAGCCGAAACCCGCAGCUGCAAACGAUGGAACUGUAAUCAGUGCGGAAGACCUGUUCUACAAUAUGCCAUUGCGAAAGAGGGCUUUCAAAUCAGCCUCGGACGAGUACAAUAGGAUCCUUGAUGUCAUACAAAAAUACGCCGUCCACAAUCCUCAUGUCGCUUGGUCCUGCAAAAAGGCUCAGUCCUCCCUUCCGGACAUCUCAACAUCCGCAGCCUCAUCAUCACGAGCCAACAUUUCUCUCCUCUACACCGCUGCGCUCGCUGCUGAUCUGCUCGAAGUCCCGGAAACGGUCCUCCAACCCGCAGAUAAGCUCUGCGCCACAGUCAGAGGCUGGAUCAGCAAUGCCAAUACCAAUUGGACUCGCCGAGGCGGAUGGCUAUUCUUCAUCAACAAUCGCUUAGUAGACUCUACGAAGCUCAAGAAGGCGCUCGAGUCGCUCUACACGGCCUUUUUGGCCAAGGGCUCUUCCCCAUGGAUCUAUUUGAGUCUCGAAAUCGAUCCCGCCAAGGUCGACGUCAAUGUUCAUCCUACAAAGUCAGAUGUGCACUUUUUGAGUGAAGAUGAGAUCAUUGAGGGUAUCGUGGGAGCCGUACAGCAGGCGCUAUCCGGCGCCAACACGUCGCGAACAUUCUCCGUUCAGUCACUCUUGCCUGGUGCCGCCGACCCCGCGAUUGGGAGAGAGUCGGAUCUCUCCAGUCGAUCCCAAUUAGCACGUAGAGCCGCGCCAAAUUACAAAAUUCGGAUGGAUCCUACCAACCGGACGCUUGAUUCCAUGCUCGCCCCCUUGGACCCCUCGCAAAUUGCUCCGUUUUCGGUGUCUCAACCCCUAGACGCGGAUCGCCCUUCGAAGCGGCGCGGAAUCGACGUAGAAGACGGUCUCGAGCUAGAUGAGGAAGACGGCAUCGGCCAAUCAGAGCAAAGGGAAUCUCUGUGGGAUACGCCCAUCGAGCAGUCGCAAAGUAGCAGCAUACCAGAGAGUUCUUGCGACUUUACCAGCAUUAAAGAGCUCCGCAAGGCUUGCAGAAGAUCAGCCAACGCUGAGCUUUCAGAGAUCCUAGCCAAACAUUCGUUUGUCGGAGUGGCCGAUCGCUCGCUGUGCCUGUCCCUGAUUCAAUACGCUACCAAGCUGUAUCUGGUCAAUCACGCGGCAUUGAGUGACGAGCACUUUUAUCAACUUGGUCUGCGGCAGUUCGGAGCCAUCAACAAGCUCAAGUUAGAGCCUCCACCAUUGUUGAAAGACUUGUUAGAGGUUGCCAUAGAGCAGGAGCGAGGUAUCGAAGAGCACGGCCUCAACAAGGAGCACGUGGUCAAUGUCCUCGAUGCCCUUCUCCUUCGGAAGCGCGACAUGCUGGAUGAGUAUUUCUCCUUGACGAUCUCCGACAAUGGUCUGGUUGAAGCUCUACCCAUGCUGCUCAAAAGCUACACACCAAACCUGGACCGGUUGCCUCAUUUCUUGCUUUGCUUGGGUACACGUGUUGACUGGGCGGACGAGAAAGCAUGUUUCGAGACUUUUCUUCGAGAACUGGCGUUUUUCUACUCUCCUCGACCUCUGGCGGACUCGGCCAGCUCGAACGUGGACUCGCAAUCGGAUGAUACAUCAGAAACGCCAGACGAGGUGUCUCGACAGCUCUGGCAACUCGAACAUGUUCUCUUUCCCAGCUAUAGACGCGACACUUCUUGGCCGAGAAACUUGUUGAGCAAGGACGUCACUCAGAUUGCCAACUUGCCCGACUUGUUCCGCAUUUUUGAGCGAUGCUGAGGGUAUCCAGUCAUGCUCUCCCGAACACAUACAUAGCAUGUCUUCCGUAUUGUUGUUGUUGUUGUUGUACGCAUAUGCAUAAGCCCGACGCAGCGCGGUUCCGCCGUCUUCCUCC